UUAGUUAUCAUUUCGCCUGUACAGAUGGAGAAGGCGGAGCCCUGUUAGGUCUCAAACUCUCCUGACAUACAGUAUGUCAUAGCUGGGUGACAUCCCUUAAAAGUGCUGUUUUGUUUUUUUUUUAAAGCUGGACCUUCAGCGAGAAAUGAAUUGCUUUCAUAUAGAUGACUUUGUAGCUGGGUGGAUAGGCGGAGCUUCCAGUGUUAUUGUGGGGCAUCCACUUGACACUGUAAAGACACGUUUACAAGCUGGAAAUGGGUACAAAAACACUUUACACUGCAUUCUUAAAGUCUACCAGAAAGAAAAUGUUUCUGGGUUCUUCAAAGGCCUGUCUUUUCCUUUGGCCAGCAUAACUCUCUACAACUCGGUGGUAUUUGGCACCUUCAGCAACACUCAACGGCUUAUUAGCCAGUUUCGCCAUGGCGACAGGAGGCAUCCUUCCGAUAUGUUGGACCUGGUACUCUCCAGCACGAUGACUGGCUUCAUUUCUGUAGGGAUUGGUGCCCCUGUGGAUCUGGUGAAAAUACGGCUGCAGAUGCAGACCCAGCCUGUUGUUACAGAGGCUUUGAAUCUUGCGGGUGAGUGCUGGCGCACAGUUGGGGUCCAAGAGAGAGUAGUGUACAGGGGGCCUCUUCACUGCAUCAGCAACAUUCUCCAAAAUGAAGGGGUCCCUGGGCUGUAUCGUGGAGCUUGGGCCAUGGUGCUCAGAGAUGUUCCAGGGUAUACUCUCUACUUCAUUCCUUACGCCCUGCUCUGUGGCUGGAUGACACCAGAGGGACAUGCUUCGCCUCACCCUUGUUGCAUUUGGCUUGCAGGUGGAAUAGCUGGUUCGAUCUCCUGGGUCACUGCAACACCAGCAGAUGUAGUGAAGAGCCGACUCCAAGCUGAUGCUCUUCACCAAAGGCAAUACAAAGGGAUUUCCCACUGUAUCUUGCAGAGUUACAAGACAGAUGGGUUACAAGUAUUCUUUCGAGGCACUACAGUAAAUGCUAUUCGGGGAUUCCCAAUGAGUGCCACCAUGUUCCUUAGCUAUGAGCUUGCUCUGAAAUUCUUCAGAGGCUUGUAGCUGGCUUCAUUGUUCUGUGGUCCACAAUCAUUUCAGCUUCAUUACUGACUGACGUUGAGGACCUGCCUGGAAGAAUUGAUCCUCUUCAUGUUCAGGUUUGGCAAAUUUGUAGAAGAAGCAUCAACAGGAGUCUGAUUAAUAUGAAAACGCUGCCCAAAAGUGAUUGUCUUUAAGUGUGCAGUAUUUUCUUAUAUUAAGAAUUUAGUUGCUUGAGACAAAGAAUUCAAUGAGAGAAAAAAGCUGAAACACAUUGAGCUUUUUUCUUCUCCUUAUGUAAUAUGUAAAUAUAGCAUGAAACCAUUUCUUUAUUGAUGUGCACUUUAUGUUCUGUUAAAACUGCAGUUACAGUAUAUAAGCAGAAAACAACUUCUCUGAACAAAAAUCACUUAAUCACUUAACUACCAUGGGUUGUAACAAAAUGCUUUAACAAUGAUUGAAAAUAUAUCAAAAUCAUAUACUGAAAUUUAGUUGUAAGAAAUAACAGUAUUAACUAUAAGAAUGUUCUUUUAACAAAAAAUAAUUUAAGAAUAUGAAAUGCACCAUUUU
Molecule: messenger RNA, 1612 nt
Organism: Lepisosteus oculatus (spotted gar)
Lineage: Eukaryota; Metazoa; Chordata; Actinopteri; Semionotiformes; Lepisosteidae
Gene: slc25a48
Product: solute carrier family 25 member 48
Biological process (GO): transmembrane transport
Cellular component (GO): mitochondrion
Molecular function (GO): transmembrane transporter activity
Source: RefSeq, a predicted model, not a curated record